Messenger RNA from Aspergillus alliaceus, 1491 nucleotides. RefSeq names its product fungal specific transcription factor domain-containing protein. The coding region runs from base 1 to 1491 and encodes 496 amino acids. The transcript has 2 exons. Gene Ontology annotation, biological process: DNA-templated transcription. Gene Ontology annotation, molecular function: zinc ion binding; DNA binding. The record is from RefSeq and is a predicted model, not a curated record. NCBI's taxonomy places the organism in Eukaryota, Fungi, Ascomycota, Eurotiomycetes, Eurotiales, Aspergillaceae.
AUGCCCGUUCUCGAUCUGCAGGAGUUCUUCGACUCCAUUCGCCAGACUCAGAACUCUGAUCCAGUCAGUCUCAUUCUGCUGCAAGCAAUCCUUUUUGCUGGCUGCGCGUUUGUGGACAUGCCACUGCUUGAAAGAACAGGAUAUCAGACGAGAAGAGAUGCUCGGAAAGCGUUUUACGUUAAGGUCAAAUACCUCUAUGAACUUGACUGGGAACCGGAUCCCAUCCCGGUCAUACAAGCACUCCUGCUCAUAACCUACUGGUUUGAGUCACCAGAAGAUCAGAAAGACCCAUGGUAUUGGCUAGGAGUGUGUCGGCUACUAGCAAAUAGGAUAGGUCUGGGAAGGAAUCAGAAGAGUGUGAGAAGCCCACCAAAAUCGUGGAGACUUUCACGUCGCCUCUGGUGGCUGUGCAUACUGCAAGACCGUGUCAUUGCCAUUGCCACACGUAAGCCGUUGCAAUUCAAGGAGGAGAACAUCAAUAUGCCAUUGCUCACGCUGGAGGAUUUCGAGACUCAACCGAUCGAUACCGGGAUCGCUUCGCUACGCGAUUCUGCAUUUCUCAAUGACGCGGUAAUCAGACAAACGUUGGCGCGCUUGUGUAUUGAAAAGACAAAACUUGGUCUUUUGAUUGCACGAAUUCUCACUCAAAAUUAUACACUGUCCAGCAUUUCUGAAUCCCCUGUGUCGAGUGUCAUGCUGUACUCUCCCAAUCACCCUUUGACCAACCUGAGCAUGAAUAUUUCGAUUCGUCGCAACCUGGAGGAAUGGCGAAAUUCGCUGCCAGAUGAUUGUGUAUUCCCAGCUCCAUCGACAUAUGCUCGGCAACAAGAUCCCGACGAUAGAGUGCUUUUGCUACAUCGUGCAGUGCUGCGCAUGUUCUCAUUGAUGGCCUUUGGCCUGUUUUAUAGACCCUUACUCUCGGCAAAUAGGGAUCCUCUUUACGAAGCCCAUUUUCCUCGGUGUGAUGUGAAACGGACGGUCACCGAUGUAGCAGAUGAAACAGCCAGAAUGGCCGAGCUUUUCUAUGAGCGAAACAUGGUGCAAAAACUGCCGCCUUAUGCCACCACUUUCUUCAUUUCCGCGCUUCCAACCUUUAUCGUCCAGAUAAACAGUCGCACCGAAGCACUGUGUGAUAACCCAAGAUUUCAAUUCCGCUGGUGCAGUCAAGCAAUUUUUCAGCAGCGAGAUAUCUGGCCUACUGCCGAUCAUGCAUAUGCCUUGAUCCAAGCGAUGGUCUCUAAGGCCCAACUGCAAGAUGAUCAGGGCCUUAUUCCAGAGGGGCUCUCCUCGGAAGAUACAGGAAGCGAUACUGUGUUUCCGAGCCGUGAACUGGUACUACCAGUCUCAGCGACCUCUAUGCUUAUUCCGGAUGGUAACAUGAACGUUGUUGGUGUUCUUCCGGAGAACAUAGAGAACGGGGCAGCAUGGCUGGAGUUCAACGCGAUCUUUAACCAAUAUUGCAAUUCCGUCGAGGCUUAUCCAGCAGGCUAG